Molecule: messenger RNA, 4410 nt
Organism: Cyprinodon tularosa
Lineage: Eukaryota; Metazoa; Chordata; Actinopteri; Cyprinodontiformes; Cyprinodontidae
Product: discs large homolog 1-like protein
Exons: 26
Coding region: 677-3682 (1001 amino acids)
Biological process (GO): neurotransmitter receptor localization to postsynaptic specialization membrane; chemical synaptic transmission
Cellular component (GO): postsynaptic density membrane; neuromuscular junction; neuron projection
Molecular function (GO): kinase binding
Source: RefSeq, a predicted model, not a curated record
GGCUUCAGGAAUCACAUGGUUUACGUUUGCAGCUCAGCCAGACGCCAUUUUGGAGGAAAGUUUGGGAUUUGUGAGAGCUGGAAGCUGCAGGAGAGGAGCAGGAGGAGGUAGAAGGAGAAAGCAGGAGGAAGUUGGCCACGCAUGCAGCUCUCAGGCUGCGCCUCUCCGGGCUCUGAAGCGAUCGGGCCGGUUCCGGAUCAGGCGGUGGGACGGAGUUAGGAGAGCCUCCUCCGGGCUGGACUCUGAAGUUUGUCCCGGGGUUUUCUGGAAGGAGGUGCGGAGCUCCGGAGCGGCUCGGUCUCCUCCUGUGCAGCCGGAGCAGCAGCCGGAGCGGCGGGCAGGGCUGGGUGUGUUUUAUCGCAGAGCCUCCUUCCAGCGGUCAGUCUGAGCGCUGCUCCCCGGCCACUGCAGCCUCUGAGGCGGGGAAGUGUAGCUGGGAGGGUCGGAGUCUCCCGGGGCUCCCCUCCCCCUCCUGUGCGGCUGGGUCCCGGUCCGGGACCGGCUCGCUGCUGGGUGGAUCUGUCGGAAGUUUGUCCGCUGUGAACUUGCUGUCGUCGUGGAAACAUUUCUAGCGGGUUUACUGGAUUUUACGGCGGGAGAACAAGUGGAAACCUGCCCAGUGAGGAGGGUGUAUGUGUCGCUCUGAGCCCCGAACCGAACCGAGCCCAGUCCGAACAUGCCCGUCAGGAAGAAAGACGCCCAGCGGGCCCUGCUGCUCCUGGAGGAGUACCGGAACAAGCUGACCCACACCGAGGACCGGCAGCUGAGACUCUCCCUCCAGCGGGUCAUCGACAUCUUCCAGAGCAACCUCUUCCAGGCUCUCAUAGAUAUCCAGGAAUUCUACGAAGUGACCUUAUUGGACAGCCAGAGGUGGGCGGAGUCUUCCAAAGGGCCGGAUCCCGGCGUGCCCAUCAACCUGUGGGACUUCUCCAGUCUCCAGAGCCCGACCGGAACCUCGGAGACCCUGCCCAGCCUUAGCACCAGCAUCGAGGAGUCCCCCCUCCUUAACGAAAUCCUGCACACGUUGGCGCAGGCCAAACUCUCCCCCUGCCAUGACGGACAAAAGUACCGGCACCACGAUGAGGACUCGUCCCCCCAGGAGCAGAGCUCCCCCCAGCUGACCGAGGAGCCGGGGGGUCCCGAGCUGGUGCAGGUGGCAGAGAAGAACCUCUCCCAGAUCGAGAACGUCCAUGGAUACGUCACCCACGCUCACAUCUCGCCGAUGAAGGUAGCGUCUCUGGAGUGCAUCUUUGACGGCUCCUCCUCGUUAGGACACUUCCACUCGGAGCUCCCCUCCCCCACGCCCUCCACUCUCUACCCCCACGGAGAGGACAGCCCCCUCCCCUCCUGUUCGUCCAACCCCUACCCCCCGAUCCAGCAGGCCGAGGCCGUCCCGCCCUCCUCUCCUAUAAUCCCUGUGAUCCCCAUCUCGCCAAUCCCAGCCGAGACCACCGUCAUCCCUCCGACGUCACAGGCCAACCCUCCGCCUGUGGUGGUCAACACGGACAGCCUGGACACGCCUCCAUACGUGAACGGGACAGAGGCUGAGUAUGAGUACGAGGAGAUCACGCUGGAGAGGGGAAACUCUGGGCUGGGCUUCAGCAUCGCAGGAGGUACAGAUAACCCCCACAUCGGUGAAGACCCCAGCAUCUUCAUCACCAAAGUCAUUCCUGGAGGAGCAGCAGCUCAGGACGGACGGCUCAGGGUGAACGACGUCAUCCUGCGGGUAAACGAGGUGGAUGUCCGGGACGUGACCCACAGCCGGGCCGUGGAGGCGCUGAAGGAGGCGGGGUCUCUGGUCCGACUCUACAUCCGCAGAAGGAAACCCGUCUCAGAGAAGGUGAUGGAGCUCAAGCUGGUGAAAGGACCCAAAGGUCUGGGCUUCAGCAUAGCAGGGGGGGUCGGAAACCAGCACAUCCCCGGAGACAACAGCAUCUACGUCACCAAGAUCAUCGAAGGCGGCGCCGCACAGAAGGACGGGAGGCUGCAGAUCGGAGACAAACUGCUGGCCGUGAACAGCGCCUGCCUAGAGGAGGUGACCCACGAACACGCCGUCACUGCCUUGAAAAACACUCCUGAUGUGGUCUACUUGAAAGUGGCAAAACCCAACAGUGUCUUCAUGAGCGACAGCUUCGCCCCGCCAGACCUCACCAACUCCUUCACGCAGCACAUGGAGAACCAUAUCAGCACCCCUAACUUCCUGGGUCAGACCCUCCCCACACCGGCACCAACGGGACGCUACUCGCCAACGCCGAAGAGCAUGCUUGGAGAAGAUGAUGUCACACGGGAGCCGAGGAAGGUGGUCCUGCACCGAGGAGCAACGGGCCUGGGCUUCAACAUCGUGGGUGGGGAGGACGGCGAGGGGAUCUUCAUCUCCUUCAUCCUGGCCGGAGGCCCGGCGGACCUGAGUGGGGAGCUGCGGAAAGGAGACAGGCUGGUGUCGGUGAACGGGGUGGACCUGCGGAACGCCACGCACGAACAGGCCGCCGCCGCCCUGAAGAACGCUGGGCAGACGGUGACCAUCGUGGCCCACUACAGGCCAGAGGAGUACAGCCGCUUCGAGGCCAAGAUCCACGACCUGAGGGAGCAGAUGAUGAACAGCAGCAUCAGCUCCGGGUCCGGGUCCCUGCGGACCAGUCAGAAGAGGUCCCUCUACGUCAGAGCUCUGUUCGACUACGACAAGACCAGGGACUCGGGUCUGCCCAGUCAGGGCCUGAACUUUAAGUUCGGAGACAUCCUCCACGUGGUGAACGCCUCCGAUGACGAGUGGUGGCAGGCCCGACAUCUGACGCCUGAGGGGGAGCUGGAGGAGGUGGGGGUGAUUCCCAGCAAGAGACGAGUGGAGAAGAAGGAGCGAGCGAGGUUAAAGACGGUGAAGUUCAACUCCAAGUCCAGAGACCGGGGGCAGUCCGUCAAUGACAAGCGUAAAAAGAACCUCUUUACCCGAAAGUUUCCUUUCUACAAGAGCAGAGAGCCGAGCGAGCAGGAGACCAGCGACGCCGACCAACAUGUGACGUCUAACGCCAGUGAUAGUGAAAGUAGCUACCGUGGAGCGGAGGAGUACGUUCUGUCCUAUGAGCCGGUUGUUCAGCAGGAAGUGAACUACACCCGACCCGUCAUCAUCCUGGGACCCAUGAAGGACCGGAUCAACGACGACCUGAUCUCAGAAUUCCCCGAUAAAUUCGGCUCCUGUGUCCCACAUACGACCCGGCCCAAACGAGACUACGAGGUAGACGGCAGGGAUUACCACUUCGUGGUCUCCAGAGAGCAGAUGGAAAAGGACAUCCAGGAUCACAAGUUCAUCGAGGCGGGCCAGUACAACAACCACCUGUACGGAACCAGCGUCCAGUCGGUCCGAGAGGUGGCAGAGAAGGGUAAACACUGCAUCCUAGACGUGUCGGGCAACGCCAUCAAGAGGCUCCAGCUGGCUCUGCUUCACCCCAUCGCCAUCUUCAUCAAACCCAAAUCUGUGGAGAACAUCAUGGAGAUGAACAAACGUCUGACGGAGGAGCAGGGCCGGAAAACCUUAGACAGAGCCGCCAAGCUGGAGCAGGAGUUCACCGAGCAUUUCACAGCCAUCGUUCAAGGCGACACGCUGGAGGAGAUCUACGAGCAGGUGAAGCAGAUCAUCGAGGAGCAGUCUGGUCCCUUCAUCUGGGUUCUGUCCAAGGAGAAGUUAUGAGACCCGGCGCCGGCUUCAUCUCUCCUCCUCUUCAUCACUUUGUUUUAUUUUGGAAAGAAGCAUGGACCGGCAGACGGCAGCCUCACCUCUACUUCCAUCCAUCUCCCCAAGGCUUCAUGUUCCUUUCCUUGGAAGCACACAGGAAGUGACAUCACACGGUACAGCUCCUUAAUGUUUAAGGACGGAGGAUUUCAGAGGAGAAGAACAAGAGUUCAAAAAUGUACAACACAAAUUCUUUGGUUCUUUUUCUUUUGGCUGUUGUGGGUUUUUUUUUUUUUUCCAGCCAGAACCUCUGGCAACGUUUGUUUGGAUCGGAGGAAGCAGAGACACAAAAAGCAGAACUUUGCACGUUUGAGCUUUAACAGCAUGUUGGUUUAGACCCGUUUGUUUCCCAUCAGCCCCUUCACCUCAGCGUCUGACAUCACAACUCCUUACAUUAUUUUUUUUUUUAUUAAAUCUUUUUAGUUUUUAACAUUUUUCCCUCCUCACUGCCACAUGAUGUUCGUCAGGAGGCUGCAGGCCCAUCACACUGCUGCUAGAGGGCGCCAGAGACCUAAAUACUAAAAUGUAAAGUUUUAACAGUUAAAAGCUCAAAUCAAAACAUGUUAAAUAUAAUUAAUAGACUGAAACCAGAAACUUUUGGUGUUGAAUUAGUUGAUGCGUGAAUCACUGAAUGGAUUUCGAUCGAUUCAACUGAAACUAAACUUUAAAACUGAUAAAAAUAUAUA